Molecule: messenger RNA, 2619 nt
Organism: Clarias gariepinus (North African catfish)
Lineage: Eukaryota; Metazoa; Chordata; Actinopteri; Siluriformes; Clariidae
Product: extracellular calcium-sensing receptor-like
Exons: 7
Coding region: 1-2619 (872 amino acids)
Biological process (GO): G protein-coupled receptor signaling pathway
Cellular component (GO): membrane
Molecular function (GO): G protein-coupled receptor activity
Source: RefSeq, a predicted model, not a curated record
AUGGCUUUGACCAGCCCAGGGUUUAGGCAGGAUGGCGAGACUGGCAGAGCCUUCAAAUCCCCAGUUCUCUUCAGAGAAGUAAUGGCCAUUAGAAAAACCAUCUUACGGGUCAGAAACCUAACAGGCGCUGACUCUAUUGGUUCGAAAGGUCUGGCAAAUGGGGAAAAUUGCCAUAUUCUGGAAAACCCAGAAUAUCCUCUCCUAUCUAAAGAUGGAGAUGUGAUAAUUGGAGCUAUCUUUUCAGUGCAUGAUGGUACACAGAUGGAGUCACUGGCAUACACAGAAAAACCGCAACCCUUAAUCUGCAUUAGAUUUAACCUCAGUGAAUUACGUCUCGCUCAGACAAUGAUUUUUGCAAUUGAUGAAAUCAACAGAAGCCACAGUUUGCUCCCAAAUAUAUCAAUUGGUUACAGAAUUUAUGACAAUUGUCUCUCAAGAUUGUUAUCUAUGAAGGCAGCCAUGGCUUUGAUGAAUGGUGUGGAAUUGAAAGCAAAUGCUAAUUGCUCUGGACAAGCAAUAGUACAAGCCAUCAUAGGGGAGUCAGAGUCUUCUCCUACUAUAGCACUCACAAGAACUACAGGGCCUUUCAACAUCCCAGUGGUAAGUCAUGCUGCCACAUGUGAAUGUCUGAGCAACAGAAAAGACUAUCCCUCAUUCUUUAGGACUAUAGCAAGUGACUAUUACCAGAGUAGAGCAUUGGUGCAUUUGGUUAAGCACUUUGGCUGGUCUUGGGUCGGAGCUGUGAACAGUGAUAAUGACUAUGGCAACAAUGGAAUGGCCAUUUUUUUAAAUGCAGCGAAAGAGGAGGGAAUAUGUGUUGAGUACUCUGAGAAGUUUGACCGGGCAGAUACUGCAAAAAUCAUGAAAGUGGUAGAUAUUAUCAAGACAGGCACAGCCAAAGUAAUUGUCAUAUUUCUCGCCCACUUUGACAUGAAAAUUCUAAUGAGCCAGCUCAUUCUAAAGAAUGUUACUGGCUACCAGAUAAUUGGUGUUGAAGCAUGGAUUACUUCUGUCAACCUAGUAACACCAGGAACUUACAACAUACUGGCAGGAUCCAUUGGUUUUGCUAUAGAGAAAUUGAAGAUUGGUGGUUUUGCUAACUAUGUCAUAAAUGAAUUUUGGCAUUCAGCAAUUCCUUGCAUGAAUGAAAAGGGAAACUUUUUUCAAAGUGAAAACAACUGCAGCAAAUAUAAGGAUAUUAUUCAAUUUAAAAAUUACAAUGAAGAUAUAGCAGAAAUGAGAUAUGCUAAUAACAUGUACAAUGCAGUUUAUGCUGUAGCACAUUCUCUACACAGCCUUUUAAAUUGCACACAAAACCAAAGUUGUGAGAGAGGCAAAAGAAUUCAACCAUGGCAGGUUGUUGAGUCUCUGAAAAAGGUAAAUUUUACCACCAAAUUUGGUGACCAUAUUUUGUUCGACAGCACUGGAGCAACAGCUGCAAAGUAUGAUGUAGUAAACUGGCAGCAUGGAAUCAAUGGGCAAGUGGAGUUUAAGGUUGUGGGCUAUUAUGAUGCCUCUUUGCCAAGUGGACAGCAAUUUGUCCUAAAUGGUGAAAAUAUAGUCUGGGCUGGAGAUAAGAGAGAGCCAAGGUCUGUGUGCAGUGAGAGCUGUCCUCCAGGCUCCAGAAAAGCUGCACAGAAAGGAAGGCCUGUCUGCUGUUAUGACUGUAUACCAUGUGCAGAAGGAGAGAUCAGUAACCAGACAGAUUCAAAUAACUGUGAGCAGUGCCCAGGAGAAUUUUGGUCUAAUCCUGAUCGAGAUAAAUGUGUGUUAAAAGUUAUAGAGUUUCUUUCAUAUACAGAGGUUAUGGGGAUAGUGCUGGUAGCUUUUUCUUUAGUUGGAGUUGUAUUAACUGUGUUAAUAGCAAUUUUAUUUCUAAUAGAAAAAGACACUCCCAUUGUUAGGGCCAACAACUCUGAACUAAGUUUCCUGUUGCUUUUCUCCCUGACUCUGUGUUUCCUCUGCUCACUGACUUUCAUUGGACGGCCCUCUCAGUGGUCCUGUAUGCUGCGUCACACAGUGUUUGGGAUCACUUUUGUUCUCUGUAUCUCUUGUGUUUUGGGGAAAACAGUAGUUGUGCUAAUGGCCUUCAGGGCUACACUUCCAGGCAGUAAUGUCAUGAAAUGGUUUGGGCCUCCACAGCAAAGACUCAGCGUUCUUGUCUUCACUCUCAUACAGGUCCUCAUUUGUGUGCUAUGGUUAACAGUUUCACCUCCUUUCCCCUACAAAAAUAUGAAGUACUACAAGGAAAAGAUUAUACUAGAAUGUAACUUGGGCUCAGCUAUAGGUUUUUGGGCUGUACUGGGUUAUAUAGGUGUUCUGGCUUUCUUGUGUUUUGUUUUGGCCUUUUUAGCUAGGAAGCUGCCAGAUAAUUUUAAUGAAGCUAAAUUUAUCACAUUUAGCAUACUUAUAUUCUGUGCCGUGUGGAUCACCUUUAUUCCGGCCUAUGUCAGCUCUCCUGGAAAAUUUACUGUAGCUGUCGAGAUAUUUGCUAUUUUGUCUUCCAGUUUUGCGUUACUAUUCUGUAUAUUUAUACCUAAAUGCUAUAUUAUUUUGUUUAAACCUGAACUAAACACAAAGAAAAAUAUGAUGGGUAAAAUAGCAUCAAAGUCAUUUUGA